Messenger RNA from Dentiscutata heterogama, 247 nucleotides. The record is from the annotation of a GenBank genome assembly. Lineage: Eukaryota; Fungi; Glomeromycota; Glomeromycetes; Diversisporales; Gigasporaceae.
AUGCCAAGUUCUAUCAAAAUUAAUAUUAAACCAAGCAAUUUUAUAUUACAAUAUUCUGGCUUAAAUGACUUUAAGAAAAUUCUUAAGCAAGAAUUUGAGACUCUUAAGAAUAUAAGGCUGGAGAAUAUUAAAUUUUUCUCUGAUAAGGAUCAAACACAAACUCAUUUUGGUGUUGUAUUGCUAGCGGAUCUUGUUACAACUGAUUCAUGCCUAUUUAUCAUUCGAUACCCAUUAUCCAUGUCGAGUA